ACUUCGUCGAAAUGUCACAGUUACUAUUUACUGCUACUAAAAAGCGUGCCUAUCUCCGGAACAUCACGAUUCUAGUUCCUAAAACAUGGACGAAAAACUCCACGUACGAACAGGCAGGAAUUGAAGCCUUUGAAAAGGCCAAUGUGAUUAUAGACAAGCCUAAUGGUGUACAAGGUGACAACCCAUACGUCAAACAGAAAGGAGAAUGUGGACAGCCGGGGACGUUUAUGCACUUGACUCCAGCAUUCAUACUAGAUGAUGCCGUUGCAAGGCAAUAUGGGACCCCUCCUGCCAAGACAGUCCUCCAUGAGUGGGGACAUUUGCGCUGGGGUUUGUUUGACGAGUACCCGGUGGACGAAAAUGAUCCUCACUUCUACCACGAUUCUAUUUCUGAGAGAAUAGAAGGCGUACGCUGUUCCCGGGGAGUGACGGGCAAGGACUAUAAGAGAGUUAACGACGGUUUCGUGUGGAAUUGCAACCCGGAUAAUGAAACCAACCUCCCAGAAAGUGGUUGCAGGUUUGCCCCUGAUGUAUACAACAACGUGGGAACCACCUCUAUCAUGUCACACCAUUAUGUAACAUCUGUUAUCGGGUUCUGUGACAACGAUGAGACAGAUUCACUUGACCAACAUAACGACCAGGCCCCUAACAGGCAGAAUAGACUCUGUGGCGGCAGGAGUGCUUGGGAAGUCAUGAGGGAACACGAAGAUUUUAGGAACAAUCAUAAUCCUCCUGUAUCCACUAAUACAGACAUUGAUACAACUCCCACUUUCAAAGUGGUUCAACAGCAGCCAAAGAGAUAUGUACUGGUUCUCGACGUUUCCGGAAGCAUGGCCAAUGACAACAAAUUGGUGAACCUGAAGAAGGCGUGUGCAGAGUUCCUACUCAACACUGUUGCCGAAGAUAGCCAAGUUGGCAUAGUUAAAUUUAGUUACGUAUAUUCCACUACCAUAGUGAAGCAUCUAACGACUAUGAGUUCUAGAUCAGUGAGAGAAGACAUGGUUUCCAUUGUUAAUGGACUAAUCGCCAAUGGAGGAACAUGCAUUGGUUGUGGUCUCCAAGAAGGCAUAGAUGUGUUAGAAAACAACAACAUGGCAGCAGCUGGUGGCAUUUUGGUCGUUGUUAGUGAUGGCGAGGAAAACCGUCCUCCAUACAUAAGGGAAAUUAAGCCAAUCCUCAUACAGAAAGAAGUCUUAGUGGAUACGUUACUUUUUACGGCGUCAGCUGAUGAACAACUCAUAUCUUUAGCUAAAGACACUGGAGGCCUAUCAUUCUUUGAAACGGGAAAUACUCUAUCUACUUCUUUGACGGACUCCUUGUCUAAGACCAUUACACAGAGAAACAGCGGCCAGGAAGAUGUUCUAGUUCAGAUAUUGUCAGAAUCGUUUACAGUCCCCGGUGGAGGAAGCUCUUUCCAAGGUUCCAUGUAUAUUGACAGUACUAUUGGAAACAACACACGAUUUUUAUUCACAUGGAGUACUGGUUCGAUCACUGUGACAUUGAGAGCACCUGACAAUGUGACCAUAACGCAGGGCAGUGGGUCCGGAGUACUGAAUAUUGAUAUUAACGGCACAACACAGGUAGGAAAAUGGCUCUACACUGUCACCAGCUCGGGUUCCGGAAAAACAGUCCAGGCCCAGAUCUCUUCACGACCUUCUUCAGAAGCAGCGCCCAUUUUACUGAGUGCCAGUGUGAGCAGUGAUACCGUGGAUAUUGCAGAUCCCAGUUUGUCCCGCAUUGUCAUAUAUGGAGAGGUUACUCAAGGCUACACGCCGGUAGUUGGCGCCACUGUGAAGGCUUAUGUUGACGCAAGUAAUGGGAAAACCCACACACUACAACUGCUUGAUAACGGGGCAGGUGCGGAUAAUACCAAGAACGACGGCAUCUACUCGGCAUAUUUCCUGACAUUUGAAGGCGACGGGACGCAUUCUGUGCGAGUUGUAGUGAAAGGCGAAGACGGUGUUUCAGUUAAGUCUGUAGUUGGUGGACAAAGAUUACCAAUCAUUACCAACACAAGUAAGCUCUAUACUCGUUUUUGCAUAUUUAACUUGCCUAAUGACCAUACGUGUUAA
Messenger RNA from Lingula anatina, 2072 nucleotides. RefSeq names its product calcium-activated chloride channel regulator 3A-1-like. The record is from RefSeq and is a predicted model, not a curated record. Lineage: Eukaryota; Metazoa; Brachiopoda; Lingulata; Lingulida; Lingulidae.